Micromonas commoda is the source of this 1976-nucleotide messenger RNA. Its product is annotated as MYB transcription factor-like protein. Bases 1 to 1863 code for a protein of 620 amino acids. The transcript has 2 exons. The record is from RefSeq and is a predicted model, not a curated record. NCBI's taxonomy places the organism in Eukaryota, Viridiplantae, Chlorophyta, Mamiellophyceae, Mamiellales, Mamiellaceae.
AUGAUUCAUCAGGUUGCAACUGAAUCGGAAUGCGAACGCGAUCUUUUUAACGAUGAUGUGAUUCAAUGCAUCGAUGUGCCGGAACUGAUUCCAAAUGAAAUGAGCGACGGAAGAGAAGUUGAGCGCGGGGAAGAAAACAAUACGCGGGCUCUUACAGUUCGACAAUCUCUACCGGAGGUCAGUUUACAGUUUUCAGACACCAUAAGCUGUGCCACCCCGUCCAAUCCCAAACGCGCAAUACCAGCCUGGGCGCGUCUACAAUUACGCGAAGCGCACUUCGGCCAUGUUUUCCAUGAUAGUAUCUAUCAUGCGUUGCGUUUGAAUCAAAGACUUCAGCGAUUGCUGCGUUCAACUGUCCAGAUUGUUGACGUUUGGCUUGUUGGCAUAAAUGCCUCGCGGCGAGAUCUUGAAGCAGAUUUUCGGGACGAACACCGUGCAAGAAAACAACUGUGCAUCACGAGCGCUGAAGAACCCUUCCACCUGAAUGUCAGAGAUUCCAUCGAGUUUAAUUUGACUUGCGAAAAAGGAAGACAGAUUGAAGCUAUUUACACCCCACCCGUGCCAGGAAACUAUUUCCGGACGACUCAGUCGUGCAAGACUGGAUCAGAAUCCACAGAUCCUACCACGCGGCUUGCUUGUCAUGUCGUGGUGCCCAAUCAUGAUGCGUUCCUAUCUCCGUGGAAUCUUUUUCGCCUUCUAGUUCCUUACAAUUUCCGCAAAGUAAAUUCAUGGAGCGCUGCUGAUGAUCGCCUUUUGAGGCAGGGGGUCCACUACUUCUUGCAACGUCUGAGAUUAAGGUCCCGCCAGCGAAAAAGUCUCAAAGAAUUUGCAGGCAUGGGUGUCAUGGGGAUGACCGAUCUUCUCGAUCAUUCAAGUGGUGUUCAGGCGUCGUGGAGAGAUGCAGAGAGCAUAAACUGGCGUGAUCUGGUUGAGGUAUAUUUGCCGAGCCGUCAGCAAGAUGACUGCCGCUUGCGGUGGGCAAAUUGCCGUGACCCCCGCCUUGAACAAGUUGCAUUUACAAAUGAAGAAGAUAAAAUCCUCCAAGAAUUGGUGCAGAAAGGAAGUGAUUCCGAUUGGCUUACAAUUGCAAACUCCUUGUCAGCGCCUGAACGAGGACAGGAAAAAAAAGACUUCCUCCUGCGCUCGGCUACCCAAUGCGCUGGACGGUACCAAGCAUACCUAAACUCAAAACUAAUCAGGAGCACAUGGGAAGAAACAGAGGAUUCGUAUCUUCGUCGAUUUGUUAAUAGAAACGGUGCGGGGCGGUGGUCUGAGGCAGUGCUCACACUUCCAGGCCAUACGCAUGCACAGGCACUUCAUCGAUGGCAAAAGGUUCUAACACCUGGUCGACGGAAAGGAACCUGGGGAACUAAUGAAGAUAUCAAACUUCGUUUAGCGGUUUCAGCUUAUGCGCACGUCAAAGGACUCAAUGAUGCAGUAAAUGAACAUAAUACAGGUCAUCACCAUUUCGUAAGCUCAGAGACAGAAAAUAUUUCUGAUCGCAGCACAUGGGAAUUGCAAUCGAAACGCACUGCAAUUGCGCUUCCGUGGUCAAAAAUUUCGUCGCAUGUUGCAUCCCGAACCGAUGUACAGUGUCGAGAACGUUGGACCAACGUCCUGAACCCAAACCUCGUUAGGCCUGCAACCAUGACUUGGAGUCAAAGAGACGAUGCUGAUCUUCUUGAUGCAGUUGAAGAAUUUACAACUGCAUCGAGUGGCAAUAUGCACCUUAAUAACUCUCGCGCAGCAAUAAUCGCUUGGUCCCAUGUUGCUGAGCGCCUGGGACGUGGACUGACUGACAAAAUGUGCCGAAAUCGUUACAAAAGACUCCUCCGGGUACACAAAUGUGUUCAACCUUCCUAAAACGGUGCCAAUUAUUAAUUAUCGUUAUACGAACGAAGAUACAAGUAAAGUAUCCGCAAGGGUACGGCGAUUAAAUAUUGGGAAUUAUUAAAAUAUUCGACUAAAUAAUUGCU